UCUGCCCCCAUACGGCCGCUCACCUGUGCAAAGGCGACCUGUCCCCACGAGGCAACGCCGCCGCCUGCGACGAAGACGGCGGAUCCUCUGCAAACUCUCCGCUCACCUUCUCGCCUCUACCUUCCACUGCUAACCCCACCACCCCUUCUGCAUACCAUUUACCAUCGCUCACGAAGCCUCAGCCCGCCGGCGCCACCUUCUGCCUUCUCACGGAUCCUGCGACGGCCGAGCCGUCGGACUACAAUGCGGCGGACAAUUAGUUGGUUCUCCUCUCCCGUCGUUGGGGGGCAUCCUUCCGAGACGCAGUGGAGCAAUCGACGGAAGCCCUUGCGGUAAUUGCUCGGAUUCAAAUUCCAGAUCUUUUCCAGAGUUUCUUCGGCAACAAGUCCCGGCCGUUUCCUCCUUGGAUCCGGACUUCCUUCUUCUAAUCGGAUCACAUGUGAGGCCUCGGCUCGGCUCGGCUCGACUGGAUAUAAGUGCAGCCAGCCCCCGGUGUGCUUUCUUCUCAGAUUAGAUACAAGACAAGUCCAGUUGGUUUGCCGCUGAAGCAACUCUUCUCCCACAAGACCUGCUUUUGCAAUUGCUCCAAUGGACGCCUGCAGCGUAGCCAGGACAAUGAGUUCUGCAUAUUUUGGCCUGAAAUUUUUGUCUAAGCUCCUGGCUCUGUCUCCUGGUUCAAUGGGGAAAUUCAGAAAGCUGUCACCACCGAUGGAAAAUAAAACUGUGGCAUCGAUGGAAACUGAAACUGUGGUGAGAAAAUCGCCGGAGCUGCCGAAUGAUGUGUUGAUGGACAUAUUUUUACUCCUGGAGAUACCUGACCUCAUACGUGCCGCCUCUGUCAGCUCCUCCUGGCGCUCUGCGUAUACCAGCCUCUGCAGGCAGCUUGAGCUGUACAAACGGCCUCAGACGCCUUGCCUCCUCUACACCUCUGCAUCUGCUGGUGAGAACGUAGCUUGUCUCUACAGCCUCGCGGAGAAGAGGGUCUACAGUUUAACUCUUCCGGAUCCACCCAUCGGUGAUAGGUAUCUUAUUGGGUCCUCACAUGGUUGGCUAAUUACCGCGGAUGACAAGUCUGAGCUACACCUUAUCAAUCCGGUCACUGGUCAACAGAUUGCUCUGCCGUCGGUGGUCACCAUUGGUUAUGUAGAGCCAAUCUUUGACAAUGGAGGCACGCUUAUUGAGUAUGAAUUGCGGCUGCAACGGUACAAUCCAGACUUAAACCCCCAAAUGGUUGGUCCCAAAAUCUUUACCCAUGCUCCCGACAAGCUCCGUGACCAUGCCUACAUAAGGGCAUUUAUCUUUCCAGAUCCGCCCACAGGAAGCUACAUUGUCGUUCUCAUCCAUGGUCCAAGACGUCAACUUUCGUUUGCGAGGGUAGGAGAUUGUAAGUGGACCUUUCUGCCGCCAGAUUCAAACUAUGAACAAUGCGUCUACAUGGGUGGUCUAUUGUAUGCAUCCACAAGAUACGGAAGAAUGGAUGUUUUUGACCUCACUGGUCCUACCGCCACGAGGAAUAUAAUUGCGGAUGAGAUUGCCAUUCACAGUUCUGAGUAUAGGGGGGUAUUCUACCUUCUUCAGGCUCCAUGGGGCGGUCUGCUGCAAGUUUGUAGGAAGACUGAAGUCAUAGAUGCGGGCUAUGAGGAGCUCAUAGUUGAAACUAAUAAAAUCUUGUUACACAAAGUUGAUAUGGAAGCAGAAGACCUCGUGGAAAUAAAUAGCCUGCAUCAUAACGUGCUGUUUCUUGGUCGUAACCAGCCUAUAUGCCUUAGUGCUGAAGAAUAUCCGCAACUGAAGGCAAAUUGUGUCUAUUUCGCGGAUGAUGAGCAAUAUAAUUGGAUGUAUAAGACGAAUCCCCGGGAUAUAGGUGUUCUCAACCUUGAAGAUGACAGCAGGGAGGAAAUUGUGUCCCCGCUUUGGUGCAGCUGGCCGAGUCCCAUAUGGAUAACACCCAGUCUUACAGUGAUGAACCUGUCAUUGUACAAAUAGGUAGCAUUUUUUAAUUAUGUACUUUGAUUAUGGGGUCUGUCAACCAAAUUUGCCACUCUUUUGCGAGCAGAUGCUAUGACACUGGAAGCAUGUUCCGUUUAUCUCUUUUUUCCAUAUACUGUUUGCUGUAUCUGAUGAAACUAUGGCUGAAAAAUAAAUAUUAGGAAUGGAAAUGGUGCCCUACAACA
Molecule: messenger RNA, 2174 nt
Organism: Hordeum vulgare subsp. vulgare (domesticated barley)
Lineage: Eukaryota; Viridiplantae; Streptophyta; Magnoliopsida; Poales; Poaceae
Exons: 1
Coding region: 589-1986 (465 amino acids)
Molecular function (GO): protein binding
Source: RefSeq, a predicted model, not a curated record